Molecule: messenger RNA, 366 nt
Organism: Striga asiatica
Lineage: Eukaryota; Viridiplantae; Streptophyta; Magnoliopsida; Lamiales; Orobanchaceae
Source: the annotation of a GenBank genome assembly
AUUAGAGUUACGCGCGUCAGGGAGAGAGAUCCUGAUGUUGAUAAAGAGCGUUUACCAAUUCCUCUUUCUCCUAUUAGGAGAGACUCCCCAACUCCAACAGAUGAAUGCGAUAUAUUGGACUUGCCUCGAGCUCACUCGCUUGAAAGCAAGGAUCCAGAUUCUUAUCUUGAGAUAGAGCAUGACAGAUUAGGAGCUCAGCUCGGAAAGGGCAAGGCGAUUUACCAGAUUUGGACCGAUCAAGAGCUAGGAACUCGGGUUAUAGAUAUAGACUGGAUUUUUCCAACUCUGAAAGCUAAACCCCUUUGGAAAGUUCCAAGUUCCAGAUUAGAGAUUAGGACCGAGAAAGCGCUUGGGCUUCAGCUCUGA